AUGAUCAUCUUGUUGGCGUUCCGAAUGCCCAACCCCCUUGCCCAUAGACUACUUCCCCGCGCGACCCACCCGGUCAACGACGUCCCAUACCACGUGGCUCAGUAUUGGGAUAAAGGGGUGCGCCAGCGUAUUGAGGAGAAGACGCUAGCAUUGCAGGCGGCAAGGAAGAAGCAGCAGAGGAAAAACGGCAGCGCCACCGGCCUUUGCCCAGGAGAGGUUUCCAGAGAUCUGCGCGAAAGUGCUAAGCGGCUGCCCGUUGUCAAGACAUGGGUACGGUCCUUGGAGGAUCCGGUUCGGCGUUUUGUCAUCGAACAAUGGGGCGACAGCCUAGAGGGGAGCGAAGAGGAAGACGGGGAAGAAGUCUUAUUUUCCGGAAGGAAGUCCAUGGCAAUAGAUCGGGAAAUUGGAUGGAAAAGAGCUCGGAAGGAGAUGGCGAAUGGCAAAGUCGAGGUCGGCAUGGUAUAUGAGUCCCAGCACGACGACGAAACUGCAGCGCUCAAGAGAUGGCUGACCCAUUCCAUAUCGGAUUACUACGGCCUAGAGUCCAAGUCCGUGACCGUUGGCAAUCCAGGUCGUCGUGUCGUGUACGUCGGACUGAGGCGAUUCCUCGGAAAGGCCCUGGAAGAGAAGCGUUACUACCCAACAGUUAUUCUACAGCAGUUGAACCCAUCAGGACGCCGCCUCUUCAGCACGACGCGUAAAAUGUCGUGCGACAGCCACAGCGAUCCUAUGGUUGACUAUAUCUUGGACGCCGGUCUCCUUGAGGUGUUUCCAUCCUUGGACAUUCAUCGGCACGAAGAGCUAGUUAAACAUGACAGCUACCACAGAUGCGAUGUCGGUGCAACGGCUAUGGUCCUCCGCGAUGUUUUUAUCAACGUGGGAGAUUACUCGACUACUAAUGGAUCAGAUAACGCGGAUGAUUCAGAUUUGUCCUGCUGCUCUACUGGGGACGGUGAAUAUUCUACAGCUACGAGCUCGCCAAUAGACGAUGGCUUUUCCGACUGCAUCGCAUGGGCUUUCGAAGAGGCUCUCACGCGUCAUCUGCAGCUCUUUGACGUCAGCCGCGAUGACUAUGCGGUCACUCUGGAUGAAAAGGCGGAAGUCAUCACACAGCUAUGGGCAACUUUUGGCUGGGCCUGCUGUGGGGAGAUUUACCCUUUUGGACGCUUUCUUCAGCAGCAUGGCCACCACUGUAUGGGCGCAGAGUGGUCUGCAGCUCUUGAACGGGACUGGCACUAUGUGCUCCAGUCCAUUGAGAGUCAUGGCCAUCGAAUUUUGGCCCAGCCGAAGGGCCACUUCGUGCACGAACAGGGCGUCAGCACGGAGAAAGCCAUUUCCCAGAGCCUCUGGUCCGAGUCGGACAGCCAAGUUGGCGAAAUCACUGAGCUAUACGUCCAGGAGGGAUACGGUAGCCAGACAUCAAGGCACUCGAGCCCAGGAAAAGUCCAGGCUUCUUGCAAAGCCGCUGAAAAUAAGCUCGACUCGAUGUCACUCACUACCGGAAACGAGGUGUCAUCCCAUAUCAGCAACGGUGUCGCCGGCCACAAGGUCAAGCCUUCAGUUGCCAAAUUUGACCUCCUUGGAGGCGUACGAAACAUGCUCGGGUGGCUCCCGGGAUUCGAGUACUUGAGAGAGCCAACUUCUUCUUCAGAGAGUUCCAGGAUCGACAUCUCAACGAAUCCCAAAGUAUAA
Molecule: messenger RNA, 1692 nt
Organism: Parascedosporium putredinis
Lineage: Eukaryota; Fungi; Ascomycota; Sordariomycetes; Microascales; Microascaceae
Source: the annotation of a GenBank genome assembly